AUGACUAAGACGCCGGGCCCUGUUCCCCCAGAUCGAGUAGAUCCGAAGUGGGCGUUAUCAACAGCUGGCCAGAAGCUCUCUCCACACUCCCCUGGACCGAUUGUUUUUGGGCACAAUACAGGAUUGGCAAGGAAGCUCAAUGCUUUUAUCAUGAUACUUUCUCAGGGAGCGCUCGUCAUUGCGAGCAUAGCGGCAUGCUCUACUACUGUGGCUGCUGCAAGUGACGGUUCGGCGAGACCUCGAGGUGUCGGCCCAGAAUUUGCCAAGUUCUACAAGGACACUACGACAUUCACUUGCAUCUCCAACCCAGCGAUCAAGAUCCCGUUUUCUGCCGUGAACGAUGACUACUGUGACUGCCCGGACGGUAGCGAUGAGCCUGGAACAUCGGCUUGUUCUUAUCUCUCCCGCAAUUUCCCAUUGACUGUCGCAGAUCGGCCGGGGAACAGCGACCUUGAACUCACAUUGGCCCUUCCCGGUUUCUACUGCAAGAACAAAGGCCACAAGCCGUCAUAUAUCCCAUUCCAGCGCGUGAAUGAUGGUAUCUGCGAUUACGAGUUGUGCUGUGAUGGAAGUGACGAGUGGGCCCGUGUAGGCGGUACAAAAUGCGAAGACAAGUGCAAAGAGAUUGGCAAGGAAUGGCGCAAGAAGGAGGAGAAGAGGCAGAAGUCCAUGACUGCUGCCCUGAAGAAAAAGAGGGAUCUGCUCGUCGACUCCGGUAGACAGGAAAAGGAGAUCGAGGACCACAUCAAGAGACUAGAAGCUGAGAUCCAGGCACAGGAAAUCAAGGUCAAGAAUAUGGAGGUCGAUCUGGAGGAGCUGCAGAAGCGAGAACAGAGCAAAGUUGUUCGAGGCAAGAAGACGGGCAAGGUGAAUAUCCUUGCUUCCUUGGCCAAAGGCAGGGUUGAAGAACUCCGGGACGCACUGGUGGAAGUUCGCCGGGAGCGGGAUGAAGCCCGGUCACGCUUGAAGGAGGUUGAGGAUAUCCUGUCCACGUUCAAGGUUGAAUACAACCCCAACUUCAACGAUGAAGGAGUCAAGCGGGCGGUACGCAGCUGGGAGGAAUAUGCUGCUCGCGAAGAUGUUGGCAACCUCGGGAAUAGCGCGCGUGAUCGCGACCUGGAUGAGAUUGCCAAAGCUGAUAGUGACGAAAGUGGUGUUAACUGGGAGCAGUGGGAAGCCGAGGAGGACUCAAGCGAUACCGAUGCGGUUUACAAGCUGGCGGCGUUUCUACCUCCUUCCUUCGUGUCUUUGAUUGAAGACAAAUUGAUCUCUAUCAGAGGCUUCCUUGAGGACAAUGGCAUCCUACCCAAGAAAGACGAAGUCACAACUACCGAGUCCAAGGCAGUGAGCGAAGCGCGUGACGCCCUUGAAGCAGCCAAGACAGAACUUGCCCAGUCAUACACCGAGCUGAAGAACCACCAGGCUGAUCUCGAAACCGACUAUGGCAAAGCCGGCGUGUUCCGGGCUCUCAAAGGCGUGUGCAUCUCCAAGGAUUCCGGAGAAUACACGUAUGAGCAUUGCUUCUGGGACCAAACGAAGCAAAUUCCCAAAAAAGGGGGUGCUUCCGUCCGGAUGGGUCAAUUCGUUCGCAUUGGAAGUGUCACCGUCGACGAGCUCAACGAGGCCGGUGAGAUGGUGCCAGAGGAGCGGGUGUCUCUCGUGUAUGCGAAUGGACAGACCUGCUGGAACGGGCCGGCUCGAUCUACCACGGUCAUUCUGGAGUGUGGUGAGGAGAAUGAAAUCCUCAAGGUGAUGGAGGACGAGAAAUGCGUCUAUUCCAUGGUCGCUACUACUCCGGCGGUAUGCCCGGGAGGUGAGGAGGAAGGGGAUGUGGCACCAAGACGCAAGGAUGAGCUGUAG
Messenger RNA from Aspergillus clavatus NRRL 1, 1860 nucleotides. Its product is annotated as putative protein kinase C substrate. Gene Ontology annotation, biological process: N-glycan processing. Bases 1 to 1860 code for a protein of 619 amino acids. Gene Ontology annotation, cellular component: glucosidase II complex. Lineage: Eukaryota; Fungi; Ascomycota; Eurotiomycetes; Eurotiales; Aspergillaceae. The record is from RefSeq and is a predicted model, not a curated record. The transcript has 3 exons.